AUGGCGGCCCUGGCCACACUGUUUUGUGGCUGCCGCUUGCCAGAUGAUUGCCGAACUGCUCAGAAGUCAAAACCAGACAGGAUCUCACCAGCAACGUCUGCUCAGUGCAGAACAAAGUCGCUUGGCUCGAGCAGAUCCUCUCAGUGUACACCUCGUUGCACAUCGAAGGCACAUCAUUGCCAGGAGGAUGAGGCGCAGCAUCUUCAGCAGAGACAUGUGAAUGUCAGCGACAUCAACCAAGAAGUGUGGAGAAUCGUGAAGAACUUCAAAGGUGGGAAGCCUGUUGUGACUCAAAUCAGCGAUGCAGAGUACGAAGUGAAUGGCCGACGAAUCAGGCUACUUGCCCCUGCAAACUCUCGCAUGCUAGUGAAAGAGGACUGCGGAAUUGAGAGCCAGGUGUCUUUUGAAACAUACCUGGCGCAGGCGGCCUAUGUGUCCGACUCAUUACGCGGUGUUUCUGAAGGGUCACCUGCAGUGGCGCAGCUACCUCGCGAGAAGCGUCCAACCUUCCCUCAUGAUGACACAACAUCUUCGAGGAUGGAGGUUCAAUGUUUCUUCAACCAAUUUUCUUGGAAUCGCGAUUUAAACUCAGUCGCAUGUCGUUUCUGGGUUGACAUGAUUUGUUCUUCAAGGAACUCACGAAAUGAAUGA
This is a messenger RNA of Durusdinium trenchii, 651 nucleotides long. NCBI's taxonomy places the organism in Eukaryota, Dinophyceae, Suessiales, Symbiodiniaceae. The record is from the annotation of a GenBank genome assembly.